Molecule: messenger RNA, 687 nt
Organism: Euleptes europaea (tarantolino)
Lineage: Eukaryota; Metazoa; Chordata; Lepidosauria; Squamata; Sphaerodactylidae
Gene: LSM12
Product: LSM12 homolog
Exons: 5
Coding region: 34-621 (195 amino acids)
Molecular function (GO): RNA binding
Source: RefSeq, a predicted model, not a curated record
GCCGCCGCCGCCGCCGCCUGGGCCUGAAACAAGAUGGCGGCGCUGGGCGGCGAGUUCUUCAGUGUGGGCAGCCAAGUGUCGUGCCGGACUUGCCAGGAGCAGCGGCUGCAAGGCGAGGUGGUGGCCUUCGACUACCCCAGCAAGAUGCUGGCGCUCAAAUGCCCUUCUUCCAGUGGCAAGCCUAACCAUGCAGAUAUCUUGCUCAUAAACUUACAGUAUGUUUCAGACGUGGAAAUAAUCAACGACCGCACAGAAACCCCCCCACCUUUAGCUUCACUCAAUGUUAGCAAGCUUGCGAACAAAGCACGUAUGGAGAAGGAAGAAAAGCUGAGCCAGGCGUACGCAAUUAGUGCUGGGGUCUCUUUGGAAGGUCAGCAGCUUUUCCAGACUAUACACAAGACGAUUAAAGACUGUAAAUGGCAAGAGAAGAAUAUAGUUGUGAUGGAAGACGUCGUCAUCGCCCCUCCGUACCAAGUGGAAAACUGUAAAGGCAAAGAGGGGAGUGCCCUAAGUCAUGUACGCAAGAUAGUCGAGAAACAUUUUAGAGAUGUCGAAAGCCAAAAGGUGAUGCAGCGUUCACAAGUCCAGCCAACACAGAAGGAAAGCGCCCUCUCAUCCUGAGUCCCACCUGCCCUUCCUUGGUUGCGACAGAUUGCUCCUGCGGGGUGGGGGAUGGGGUGGGGUGGG